This is a messenger RNA of Lactuca saligna, 912 nucleotides long. The record is from the annotation of a GenBank genome assembly. Lineage: Eukaryota; Viridiplantae; Streptophyta; Magnoliopsida; Asterales; Asteraceae.
AUGCAACCACCACAGCAGCAUUCAUGGAUCAAUCUUACUGAAUUGAAAAAACAGAUAAUCAGGAAGCUUGGACCAGAAAGAUCCAAGCAAUAUUUUGAUUACUUGAAUAGAUUCUUGAAUUUAAAGUUAAGCAAAGAUGAAUUUGAUAAACUUUGUGUAAGAACAGUUGGUAGAGAGGGUAUUCCGCUUCAUAAUCAGUUAAUUCGUUCGAUUUUAAGAAACGCUUGUACAAAAGUCCCUCUUGGAAAUACGAAACCUUCGGAUGCCCCGUUUAUCCAAAACGGGUCGAACCCGGUUGCAAACCGGGCUUCAAGUCCACUUGCUCUCCCAAAUGGAGACAUUUUGUCACCAACACAACGAAAGAUAAGGACAGGAUCCCGAAGAAGUGCUCUCAAGCCAAAUGGGAAGACAAAUCAUUCUUCCCCUUCAUCACCCAUUGAUACUCGAAAACCCGUGCAACAUCAUCAAGAACUCAUCAAACAACCGCAACAUGAAUUGGUAUCCAGUAGGAUUCCACUACAUGCACCACUUGGAAUUCCUUACUGUCCAGUCAGUAUAGGUGGGGCCCGCAAGGCCCCACCUACGAAAUAUGUUGGUGUCUCAGACACCAACAACUUGUUAGAUACAAUAACAUUGAGGGCACGCAUGGAGCCUAUUGCCGCAACACAAGGCCUUCAAGGGGUUACUGUGGAUUGCGCCAACGCGAUCAAUAACGGAUUGGAUGUUUAUUUGAAGGGUUUGAUACGGUCAUGUUUUGAACUUAAUGGGGCCCGUUUAGGUCAUGAGCCCGUUAAGAUAAGCCCAAUAUCUUUGUUAGACUUUAGGGUUGCCAUGGAGAUUAACCCUCGGCAGCUCGGUGAAGAUUGGCCUUUAUUGCUCGAGAAGAUAUGCACGCAGGCUUUUGAGGAAUGA